CUUGCAAGUUGGGUAGCCACGUAACUACAGUCAACAUCCUCCUGCUCCUGCCCUCUUUGCUCUCGCUUUAGAUCAAGUCUUGGCAUCCUCAACCUUACACCGGCCCUGGUGUCUCAGUCUCGCUCGUAUCCUGUGAACCUCACAAGUCAUCCUCACAAACUCACACUUCUACUUCCACUCCACGUCCUCGUCCUCGUCCUCAUCCUCAUCCUUACUUUCAUCAUGACAAAGUAGGUUUCAAACGUGUUUUAUCCAACCCUUCCUCUGUGCAAUCUCAACGCAUUGGGCCGGAUUCAGCAGGGCCAGGCUGCCCACCUAGCCAUACUCCUAACAACAUACUUCUACAACCUCCCACCAUCCCGGUUCAACAACCGGGACCGUACCCAAGAUAAGGCUUCGCGAGGUAGCUGCUUCCCUGCUCCAACUUCUACCGCUCGAUUUGGAUACCACCGUUGCUCCCAAUAACCCAUUUCGUCUCAAUCCGGCCUUCAGUCUCGUUCCUGUUGGGCAGUUCAAACGGUUUCAUCCGAAUUGCUAGUCAGCCGCAACCCUGGUCAGAAAUAUCACACCCACUGCCUUCCAAAACACUACAUACCUUCCCUGAAUCGACUUCACAAUUCUUCAUCACCUUCUACGACAGAACCACCAUCAACUUUUUAUGAAACGUUGUCAUAACCUGUCAUUUUCCAUCCUCCGGAAUUUGUCGUGUCAAACCUUUUGAAACACGCUUACAUCCGUCGACGCUAGUCAUCUCCAAGCUCAAAGAGUUCCCCCAUUACAAGAUUUCUAGCUUCAUACCCUGGCUGAGUCAUACUCGGGUUUUCUUCGCCCGCCUCGGCCUUGACAAUGCCUGCUCCUGUCUCCGAACCCUCCAAGAAGGAUUCCCGACUUCUUCUGGUCUCCAAUAGGCUCCCCAUCACCAUCAAGCGCUCCAACGAUGGCAAAUAUGACUUUCAAAUGUCAUCUGGCGGUCUUGUCACCGGUCUGAGCGGACUGGCCAAAUCAACCCAGUUUCAGUGGUAUGGCUGGCCUGGACUCGAGGUCCCCAAGAAUGAAGUUACCGAUCUCACUACGCGCCUGAAGGACGAGUUCAAUGCCGUUCCUGUCUUCAUGGACGAUGAACUCGCCGAUCGACAUUAUAAUGGCUUUUCAAACUCCAUCAUGUGGCCGCUCUUUCACUACCAUCCAGGCGAAAUCACCUUCGACGAGUCUGCUUGGAGCGCCUACGAGGAGGCAAAUCGCCUUUUUGCUCGUACCGUCGCCGCAGACGUUCAAGAUGGUGAUUUGGUUUGGGUUCAUGAUUAUCACCUCAUGCUUCUCCCGCAGAUGCUCCGUCAGGAGAUUGGCACCUCCAAAUCCAACGUCAAGAUCGGCUUCUUCUUACAUACCCCUUUCCCAUCCAGCGAGAUCUACCGAAUCCUUCCAGUCAGAAAUGAGAUCCUCCUGGGCGUUCUCCACUGCGAUCUGAUCGGCUUUCAUACCUAUGAUUACGCCCGACAUUUCCUGAGUAGUUGUUCCCGAAUCCUCGACCUUACAACCACUCCCAAUGGCGUCGAGUUUGGGAACAAGAUCGUCACCGUCGGUGCUUUCCCUAUCGGCAUCGAUCCCGAAAAGUUCACCGAGGGCCUCAAGCAGGAAAAGGUCCAGAAACGAAUCGCCGUGCUCGAGGAGAAGUUCAAAGGUGUCAAGCUCAUGGUCGGCGUCGAUCGACUUGACUAUAUCAAAGGCGUCCCCCAGAAAUUACACGCCCUCGAAGUAUUCCUCACUGACCACCCCGAAUGGAUUGGCAAAGUCGUCCUUGUGCAAGUCGCCGUCCCAAGCAGACAAGAUGUGGAGGAGUAUCAGAACUUACGAGCCGUCGUCAACGAACUGGUCGGGCGUAUCAAUGGAAAAUUUGGAACCGUAGAAUUCAUGCCGAUUCAUUUCAUGCACAAAUCAGUCAACUUCGAAGAACUCAUCGCCCUGUACGCCGUCUCCGACGUCUGUCUUGUGUCAUCAACUCGUGACGGCAUGAACCUUGUUUCCUUUGAGUACAUUGCCACUCAGGAGGAGCGCAAUGGCGUUCUGAUCCUUUCUGAAUUUGCUGGAGCAUCUCAAAGUCUCAACGGCAGCAUUGCUGUCAAUCCAUGGAACACGGAGGAGCUCGCGAGUGCCAUUCAAGCAGCCGUCACCAUGAGCCCAGAACUCCGCGCUAUCAAUUUUGCAAAACUUCACAAAUACGUUUCCAAAUACACUAGUGCUUUCUGGGGCCAAUCCUUUGUGGCUGAAUUGACUCGGAUAUCUGCACAGGGAGAACGAAAACUCAAGCUUCGCCGCGCCUCCUUGAUCAAAAAGCCCGCGCAGCCUACUAUUCCCGAGGCCAUUACUGAACAGGAGACUGACAACAAAUCGUCAGAGCUUGUUGAGGAGAGACGCACAGAUGGCGAGAAUCCUAACUCAGAGAAUCGAUCUCAGACAAUUUGAAACGAAAAUGGAGACGGCAAGCCCUCUGCCUCGAUCACACAUGGUCCUCCUUUCUGCUGAGAUUCCGAAUGGCGCAUGCUCAUCAUCUGAUCUGGUUGUUGGUCAGAUGUAUAGAGUGAGAGGUCUGGCGAAAGGUCCAUGUCCAACAACGCAGGAAUUGAAGGCUUAUGAGGUGUGACAUGUUCUUGGGGGGUUUGAUACACAGUCUCCUGGUUGAUGAACUUACUAGACUUGAAUACUACAAGCGAUUUCAUUGAAUGCGUGGCGAUUCAUCGAUCCCCGUGACUAGGUAGUUUUGGGCUGUUGCUCAGAUCACGAACCGACCAAUUUUGGUCUUUUAUUCAUCGGUGUCUAAAU
Exophiala mesophila is the source of this 2820-nucleotide messenger RNA. RefSeq names its product alpha,alpha-trehalose-phosphate synthase [UDP-forming]. NCBI's taxonomy places the organism in Eukaryota, Fungi, Ascomycota, Eurotiomycetes, Chaetothyriales, Herpotrichiellaceae. The record is from RefSeq and is a predicted model, not a curated record. Gene Ontology annotation, biological process: trehalose biosynthetic process; cellular response to heat. The coding region runs from base 847 to 2463 and encodes 538 amino acids. Gene Ontology annotation, molecular function: alpha,alpha-trehalose-phosphate synthase (UDP-forming) activity. The transcript has 4 exons. Gene Ontology annotation, cellular component: alpha,alpha-trehalose-phosphate synthase complex (UDP-forming); cytosol.